GUCGAGCCGACGACAUCGAACGAUCUCUCGCGUCGAUAGCAGCUCGAAAACGCUGCCAGUGUUGCGCGGAUAUUCGCGCCGAGCGAGGAAAGCAGUCGUACUCUCGAAUAAAAAAGAGGUACGCUUUAUCAAGGGAAAAGGGGUCAUAAACUGGAGAGCCGCAACAAACACCCCAGAAUUCCUAUCCGAUGCCGAGUCGACUCAUUGACAUCAAGAAUGAACGGAACGUCAACGGAACGCGUCGAGUGGCUGCGAGAAACUGUCCUGCCAAAAAUCGAGAGGGUCCUGAAGACUGGACAGGACCCGUCAAAGUGGGAGGUGAAGAUCCCCCAGGGAGUCUUCUACGCCUGCGAGGUGUACUUCCUGAAGCUGACCCUUGAAAACGCAAAAGACGUCCAAUUGGUCGUAAAGCUUCCUCCGGUGCUGAUGGAGGCUAGGAUGAACAUCGAAAGCGAUCGGCUUUUCAGCAACGAGAUCACGUUUUACGAUAAACUAGCCAAGUACUUUGGGGAAGAUGUGCCUAGGUGCGUGUUUUCAGAACUGGAGGACAAUGGAGAUGCGGUGAUCGUUAUGGAAAAUGUGGAGAAAUUCGGGUUUUACUGCGCGCGUAUGGGGGUGAGGUUGGAGCUGAGGUACGUUUUCGCGGGGGUGAGGGCGAUCGCCAGGUUUCAUGGGAGGGGGUACACCUUGAAGGAGAGGUGUCCCGAGGAUUUCUUCAGGGAUGUCAGGGCAUUGAAGAACAGGGACUUCGGAUCGGAGCUGAGUGAUAGCCUGCAGAGGUACGUGGUACUCUGGACCAGGAGGCUGGUGGACAAGUACCUGGUGAAGAGGCUUCCCGAAGAUCCGGGAUUUUGCGAGAAAAUUCGGGAGAUUUUCCGGGACUACGUAAAGCUCAUCUUCCAGGACGUCUAUGUUCCUAGGGAGCCGCUUGCCGUGUUGUGUCAUGGCGAUUUCACGAAGAACAACAUUUUGUUCAAGGAGGCGGACGGAGAGCUGAAGACUCUGCUGAUCGAUUUUGCCCAGGUCGCGUAUUGUUCUCCGGCUUUGGACGUGUCUACGUUUUUGUACCUCAGCAUGCACUCGAAGGACAGGAGGGAGUUCUUUCACGAGGUGUUUAAGGCGUACCACGAUGCUCUCUUCGAGUUCCUCGUGGAACACGAGGUCGAGAAUCUGGAGAUCUACUCCCUGAAGAACUUCCAGGAGGACUACAGAAGACACGCCGUUAUUGGGUUUCUCGUCACUGCCUACUUCUUGCCGGUCAUUAAAACACCGAAUCCACUCGGCAUCGGCGAAUUCUCCAAGAUGGACACCGAGGAGAUCUGCGAUCUCCUCGAAAAGGACUGCGAUAGCAGCGUGCUGGAGGGAAUCAUAGAUUUGCUGCUGGAGAUUAGGGAUUUGGGGGGUCUGGACCAUCUCUUGUGAGGGCACUGAUGACGAAAGAAAUUCGGUCUUGGCUAUUUUUUGCGAUGUCUUCUUGUAAGAUGAUGAGUAAAAUCUCGAGACCACUCAAAAAAUUCGGGGACAAUUUCAAGGUACUUUUCGUACACUUCGUGGAAAGCCUCGUUGCGCCAUUAACGGAUUGUACAAGAAGCCUUUGAGAGGCCUAUCGUUAGACACUAAGCCAGCAAGUAUUAUAAAACAAUCGAUUUCCAAUCGUUGACGUAAGCUCGAUCGAUCGCCGCCGUACUCGAUGAUUAAGGCGGCACGAGAUCAGAGGUCGAGGAGAGAAAUGGUACAAAAUGGCAGUAAAAUUCCGCAAUUAAUUCUCGGCAAUAGGACGAGCAAUUACCUCGACUUUGCUCGUAUCUCGAUAUAUCUAGGCGUAGGAUUUUUUUCACUACUAUCUAUCAUCGAUUACCGAUCGAUUUCUUUGUCAAACGGUACGACAAUAAAAUCAAACUCCCAGCUCAGCA
Orussus abietinus is the source of this 1913-nucleotide messenger RNA. RefSeq lists its product as uncharacterized. The transcript has a single exon. Lineage: Eukaryota; Metazoa; Arthropoda; Insecta; Hymenoptera; Orussidae. Bases 217 to 1422 code for a protein of 401 amino acids. The record is from RefSeq and is a predicted model, not a curated record.